UUAUGUAAGAAUUUUUAUAAGUAGUGCUCUAAUGUAAUCUUCAGUCUAAGUAUUUUACUCAAAACUUGUAUAUUUUACGUAACAUAUUUAGACUUAAAUAACUUUAGAAAUAUCUGUUCAAGUCAGGAAAUUGAAAUCUAAAACACAUUCAACCAAAACUGAUUUUGUGUUAAGCUCUAAAUACAGAAAAAGCAAUAUGGCGGACGAUUUGGAUGACAAUUUUUGGGUCAAAGAAGACAUCAGUGAUGAGAAGAUUGAAACCAAAGACGAGAAUGAAAAUACUCAUUCUGGGAGUAACAAGAAAAGUAAUAAACGAAAAGUAAAGAAAAGAAAACUGAAAGAUCUAACGAAUGAGAAUAAGCACGAAUCACCUGCGGUGGAGAGCAAGAAAAAAAAGAAGAAAAAGAAAAAUUCUUGCGCAGUGGAGGAGAUCGAAAAUUUACCACCUACUGUCACCCUGCUGUGGGAUUUUUUUGAAUCAGAACUGAACAAAAGCUUGACAACAUUAGAAAUAGAAGAUCUAAAACCCAGCAACGAUGAUUGGUUUUUGGACGAAAGCACCUCAGAACGAGACACAAAAGAAAUGUCUGCUUAUCUAUCAAAUGUUAUAUCAGAUUGGACAGACAAAUGUGUGAAAUUAACAGAAGAUGAUUUGCAUAGUUCACCAAUACUUUUAAUAGUCACGCUUUCAGCUAUCAGAGCAGUGGAUGUGUUAAGAGCUACUUCAACUUUUCGCGGCGAAAAAUGUAAAACGAUGAAAUUAUUCGCCAAACACAUAAAGGUUAAUGAGCAGUUGGAACGAUUAAAAACUAAUGUUGUUCACCUUGGUGUUGGAACACCUAACAGAAUAUCCAAACUCAUAGAAGAGGGUGGCAUCAACACAAAACGUUUAAAAUACGUCAUCAUAGACUGGUCGUGGAAAGACUUAAAGCAACGUCGCAUCACUUCAAUGCCAGGUGUUAAAGACGAGUUACUUUCGCUCUUUAAAACUUAUUUUUUACCGAGAUGCAAGAAAAACAAAUUAUGGGUCGGGUUGUUUUAACAAAAAAUAAAAUUUUAAGCUAAAUCUUUUUUUGUCUUCGUAAAUUAUCCGCGUCAAUUCGCCCAACUUUUCAUCUG
Messenger RNA from Hydractinia symbiolongicarpus, 1119 nucleotides. RefSeq names its product protein CMSS1-like. The record is from RefSeq and is a predicted model, not a curated record. Gene Ontology annotation, cellular component: 90S preribosome; nucleus. NCBI's taxonomy places the organism in Eukaryota, Metazoa, Cnidaria, Hydrozoa, Anthoathecata, Hydractiniidae. Bases 197 to 1042 code for a protein of 281 amino acids. The transcript has 8 exons.